Messenger RNA from Prorocentrum cordatum, 1936 nucleotides. The record is from the annotation of a GenBank genome assembly. Lineage: Eukaryota; Dinophyceae; Prorocentrales; Prorocentraceae.
CAUUGUGGCUCAGGUUGAUGUCCGCCAGUGUGUUGCCACAUGGCAUCAGGCACUUCUCCCGGCCUCUCGUGAAUGGGCAGCGUUUUGGUGGCAUGCCCAUAGGCAAAGUGCACGGUGUCGUCUUCGACCUGGACGACACCUUGUGGAACUGCAAGGAAAAUCUGGCGGCUGCUCAGGAGGCGAUGCGCCUUGAAAUGGCAGGCGCCUUUCCAGAGUUGGCGGAGAAGUUCUUGGUAUUCGAGAGUUGGAUCGCCGAGAUGAAGGCCACCAUGGCUGAUAACGUCGAGCGGAAGCACGACUUCACUUUCGUUCGGACAAAGACCCUGGAACGAUUGACGGGUAGCGCAACGGUGGCGGAGGAAUUGAUGGGGUCGUGGAUGCGAAAACGGAACAGCCCCGACUUCUUCCCUGGCGCGCUGGACGCCCUCCGCUCCUUGCGAGAGUCUGGCCUCUUGAUUUAGAAGACCCUAAAACUGAAUGAACAUCAGUUUCGGAGGUCAGCACGGAUCCCUUGGGUCGGCGCUGGACCCCCUCCCAGCCACACCUGGCGGCUCCUUCAGCGCCCGCGGAGGCACGCGGAGUACGCCGGGGGCGGCGCUGGAGGUCUCGCCGGGCGUGGGGAAGGCGCAGCCGGCGCCGACCCAAGAAGUCCGCGCCGACCGCCGAAAUCGUAUGCUUUCUCAUGCUGCAGUGUUUCGGUCUUCGCGGAUCGGCACGCUCACCGACGGGAACGCAGACCCGCGCUGCAUCGAGGGGCUCAGGGACGUGGUCGACUUCUGUGUGAGCUCGGUCGAGGCGGGCGCCGAGAAGCCCGACAGGCGGACGUUCUCGCUGUGCGAGGCCAAGUCCAGGCUGCUGCCGGAGCAGCUGGUGAUGGUCGGCGACAACAUCGGGAAGGACGUCAUGGGCGCCAGGGCGGCAGGCUGGCGCGCCAUCUGGGUGGUGCCGCCCCGGGACGGCGUCGCCGGCUCCGCGCACGACCUCUCGAGCAGCGGCGUCGCGCUGACGGCGGAGGCGUCGAGGGAGGCGGCCGACGCGACCGUCGAGAGCGUCGCCGGCGUCGCCGGCGUCCUCCGGUCGUGGAGCGGGGAGGGCGCCGAGGGCGCCCGCGGCGGAGGGCCCGCGGCCGAGGCGUGAGGGGGCCGCCGUCGGCCCAGACGGCCCGGCGGGCGGCGGCGGCGGCGCGGUCGGCCCUGGGGCCGGCCGGGGGAGUAGGCGGCGAGCCGCUCGGAAACAGUGCCAAAGCUCACCCGAGCCUUGGCAGCCAGCCAGCACACCUGGACCUCCGUUCAAGGUGGUUGCUGGCUGUGCGCUGCGUGCCGCCUUUUGGUUCCUGGGUCCAGGAUCGAGGAAGCGGCCGAGUCUUCUUGCUACCCCCUCCCUACGCCUAGGGUGGGCGGUGGGGUGGGCGUCCCGAGCUGCACUGUCAAGUGCAAUUCGUUUUCGAUCCUUGAGAACGAAGCGGUCCACCCGUCUCAUGAGCUGUUUCUCUGGCAGGAGCACAGUCUGUUUUUUUGCAAUGUAUGCGGAUCGACGGCCACCCUGAAGUUUGUUGGGCUGGCCGUGCCGUGCCGCUGCCCCACCAAGAGGGGGCAGCAUAAUCUCACGAGAAUCAAGCAGGGUAGGGUCCCGAGCUACGCGGGUCUGCCAAAGGGGGCCAAGGAUGCCUCCCUGAUUGUCCAGUCAGGCGUCGGAGCGGCUCCUGAGGGCCCCAACGAAGGACCCCCUGAGAGCGCGGGCGAGGGCUCCAAUGUGGGACCUCCAGAGUGUUCGUAGGGUGGUUGGAGGGACACUGCGUCUCUUUUGUAUCUCAUAUCUCAUAUCCUCCCUGGCGCGCGGAGCGCGCCAAAGGCGGCAGUGUCGCUCGUCGCUCGUCGUCGUCGCGCGCGCGGGCGCGGCUCUGGUGCCAUAGCCGCACGGCGUUACGUCAUACCCC